This is a messenger RNA of Cutaneotrichosporon oleaginosum, 890 nucleotides long. RefSeq lists its product as uncharacterized. The record is from RefSeq and is a predicted model, not a curated record. NCBI's taxonomy places the organism in Eukaryota, Fungi, Basidiomycota, Tremellomycetes, Trichosporonales, Trichosporonaceae.
UAACCGGGGACUCAUCAAGUCAUCAUCAGCGCGGCGUAGACAUUCGUCGAUGAUGCAAACUGCCAGGGCCCGAAGCUCGCGGGAUUGCUGGACGGGUUGUAGUGGCGUUCUCGAAAAUGCGGGGUCCGACACUGGUAGCUCGGGAGAACCACCUGCGCACUCCCAUUCGUGCCUACACCAGCUUGCGACUCAGCGGGGCUCUCCCGAGUUGAGCCCGCAGCACAUAGCACAUGGUACAUGAGCCACUCCGGCUCCCCAGCCCUGCAGGCGCGCGCGCACGUAUGGCCGCGCCCGCACCAGCACCGCUGUCGGCCACUUCGGCGCCCCCGACUAGCCCCUCCCGUGGCUUUUCCGAACGCACGUCCAGUCGCCCGCGUCGACGUCAUGAUCGCCGCGCCCGGCUUGGCCUGCUGGGACACCCUGCGCUGCCUCACCCGUCUCGAGCACACGCCGGUCGUCUGAGUACCCACCAGUUGAUCGAGGAGAUACCUGUCAUGUCAGCCUACAGGACCAGACACUUAACGGCCUGGACAGGGAAGUGGUCGGAGGCGGCGUCGUCGCAAUCUCUGGAUAAAGGCGAGCCCCACAGUCACAAGCUCAAAGUGAUCAUGGGGACAUUUCCCGGCAUGCGGUGUCUGUGCGGGACGUACUCGAUGUCAUCGAUAGUCUGUCGGAAGGCGUAUCGUGAGGGAGGGAGACGGAUGCAACGAACCCACACAUAGGAGAAGGGCCGCGUUGUCGUGUCAGUUCAUGGCGCGCUUUGCAUGUAGAGCGCAGCACCCACAAGGACCACAGGGAUACGGUUCAUCGUAAAGUGGUUUGACCUAGGCUUUGAGGAUUGUGGAUCGUCGUGGCGAGGAGGGAUUGAUGGGCGGGUCGAAUCGGCAGAG